Dermacentor silvarum is the source of this 5133-nucleotide messenger RNA. RefSeq names its product aarF domain-containing protein kinase 1-like (gene Adck1). The transcript has 11 exons. Gene Ontology annotation, cellular component: mitochondrial inner membrane. Bases 617 to 2167 code for a protein of 516 amino acids. Gene Ontology annotation, biological process: mitochondrion organization; lipid homeostasis. The record is from RefSeq and is a predicted model, not a curated record. Lineage: Eukaryota; Metazoa; Arthropoda; Arachnida; Ixodida; Ixodidae.
AAGCUUGUUUUGAGAGCUCAACCAACAUUUAAGCAUCUCCGGUAGAGGUUAACAUGAAGUUAACGUCCUUGUUCAGGUAAUAUCGUAAUAUCGCAAAGCAGUACUUAGUACUCUACGUAUAACUUAUGCCGCUAACUGUCUCGCCACACUUCGGCAACGCUCGAAACUACCCAAACUUUCAGUACUGCCCGCGGCCAUCCGUGCCCGGAGUUGCCUGCAGCUAGUUGGCAUCGACAAGUUUCCUGGAAUCGUCGCGAUGUCAUGACAGCCGCACUUGUAGGCUGCGCCGGUAGAUUUAAGUUCGCUUUUUCCUCGUACAAUUCUAGCUCGUGCAGGUUAUCCGCCGGCGUAUUGGCUAGUAACAAAACUAGUUUUCCUGCUGCCGCUUAGUACGCGGCGUGUUUCCGACUCGGUCGCUCUGUCGGCGUGGUGCGAAUUCCGAAACUUGUUCGACACGAGUGAUGGAGUGUCCUGCAUCCCCUGGGAUCAGCCGAGGAGCGCUAAGUACUACGUGUCACCGAAUCCACGUUGUCAGUUGCUGAACUGUCCUGCUGGUCCUGCCUGUGGAGAACAAGGACUCACUCGUUGGAUUUUUUAUUCUCUGCUGCGUCCAGCCAUGUUGCGUCGGUUCCUUCAAGUGGGUGCCCUGGCUGGCACCACCGGUGCCACCUAUCUGGCGCUGCGCAACAACCAGUGGGAUGUCUCCAACAUUGGCAUCGUGCGCUUUGGACGGGCUGCAGCCACGGUGUCCAGGAUAGCGUACGACUACAAAAUGGCCACCCUGGGAAUGGACCAGGGCUCCGAGGAAUACGCCAAGGCGCGCUCUGAGGUGCACCAGCGGUCGGCGGAGCGGCUCCUGCGGCUUUGCUGCAUCAACGGCGGUGUCUUUGUCAAGGUGGGCCAGCACGUGGGCGCCCUGGACUACCUGCUGCCCGAGGAGUACGUCUGCACCCUGAGGGUGCUGCACAGCAAGGCACCGGCCUCUCCGCUCCACAGCAUCCUCCAGGUGCUCCGCGAGGACCUCGGGCAAGACCCGGAGGAGGUGUUCUCCACUUUCUCGGAGCAGCCCAUCGGGGCUGCAUCCCUGGCCCAGGUCCACCGUGCGACCCUGCGUUCCUCGGGUGAGACGGUGGCUGUCAAAGUGCAACACCCGUCUGUGCUGGGGAAUUCCCUCAUCGAUAUGGCCACCAUGGAGCUGCUGGUGAACAUUGUGGCCAAGAUCUUCCCGGAGUUCUCGCUCAUGUGGCUGGCAGAGGAGACAAAGCGCAACCUUCCACUGGAGCUGGACUUCGUCAACGAGGCACACAACACGGAGCGAGUUCAUCGCAUGUUCUCCCACUUCCCCUGGCUCGAGGUGCCCGAGAUCCACUGGGACCUGACUACGAGGCGUGUGAUGACCAUGCAGUUCUGCGAGGGCGGCCAGGUCAACGACAAGGCCUACAUGGAGAAGAAUGGAAUAUCGGCCAUGGAGGUGUCCAACCGUCUGGGCCAGCUGUACAGUGAAAUGAUCUUCGUGCAAGGCUACGUGCACUGUGACCCCCAUCCGGGAAACCUGCUGGUGCGACAGGGCAGUGAUGGACCGAUGCUGGUGCUGCUGGACCACGGGCUGUACACGGAGUUGACGGACCAGUUUCGGCUGCAGUACGCCAACCUGUGGCUAUCCCUGAUCCGGCGGGACCUCGAGUCCCUGGAGCACUGGGGUAACCAGCUGGGUGUCUCGGGCGAGCUUUGGAAGAUCUUGUCGUGCAUUGUGUCGGGCCGCUCAUGGAAGUCCAUCACUCAGGGUAUCGACCGCCAGAAACAGACCCAGGCAGAGGGUUCUGAAAUCAAGGAGUUUGCAAGCCAGCACUUCCCGCUCAUCUCCCAGAUCCUGGGGAUGGUCCCUCGGCAGAUGCUGCUCAUCUUCAAGACCAACGACCUGCUGAGGGGCAUCGAGACCAGCCUUGGGACACGAGGUGCAGCCCGGUCGUUCAUCACCAUGUCUCGGUGCUGCGUGCGUGCCGUCUACGAGGACCAGCUCAAGCACUGUGCCAACUGGUGGUGCAGAGUUGUGGUGGUGGUGCGCGCCUGCUUUGCACAGUCAGCCAUCACCAUGUACCAGACAUACCUUUGGCUCAGGACUAAACCACUCGUCGGGAGGCUGCUCAGGUCAAGGGACUUGGCGUGAGGCUCGAGUGAAGGAUAUGCGAGUUCCCGAUAUGCUGUGGGCCCGACUGGUUCGGUCCGGAUUCUCCAGAAUCAACAUGAGAAUCUGGGAACGAGGAAGAACACCUGUUCUCGGGGAAAACGUGAACACGGGUAGGGGAUCCUGAUGCCCGUGUGCUUAUCAUAGGACACCUAGAAACACGAUAUAUUUUCUCUUGAAGAAUCUCAUCGCAUCUGCUGUUACUGUGGUUGGUGCUGCUAUGACGCAGCAACUUGCUGUGAAAUGCAAGAAGCGUGGACGAGCUUAAGACUCUUAGUGCAAUCACACGUUUGGCUCCAAAGCAGUCCACUGGAAUGGGAAUACUCGAGGCGUGCAACAUCAUUGCUCUUUGUAUCAAACUGUCAGGAGGUCAUCUACCUCUUUCUGAACUGUUAGUGUACUGAAGUCUUGUCACAGCUUACGCUGGGUCACAACAAUGUAUGCAGUGCUUAAAGUCUGGCUCCAUCAAAGGGGGGUCUCCAGUGAUUCGAGCAUAGGUGGAGAGCGAAAUAAAGUGGCAGAGAGAAAAAGCAGCUGAUACCUUGUUUGACACAUAGUUUUAUACAAACGGGCAAAAUAAUUUUUAAAGGUGUUUUCUUUUUUGCUCAAUUUAUGAUGCACACCUGAAACAAGCGAUCCCCACGCUCUGCCAGUGGGCUCGACGGUAUUUGACCUAAAACAGCUCACAGUGAAACGAAUUGUCUACACUUCUAACAUGUAAUAUUAUUUGCAAAACCACUAUUUUAUAGUAAUCGCAGCAUCAAGGACAAAGGUAGCGUUUCUGAACAGUCUCGACGGUCUGGUGCGACAGAGGCUUUGUAAAACUAAGUAAAUGUUACUAAAAUUCUUGCCAAGAAAUGUGCUUGAAUUACACUUUACACUAAAAAUGCGAGAAUUAAUUACCCUUUAUACAAACAAUCAAGAAAGCGGGGUAAAUAUUAAUACAAUUGCUCUGCAAGUGAACGAAAUGAAAAUUAAUAAAAAAAAUUAUCAGCCAUUCCACUCUGUGAAGGUGGAUGACCAGCGAUGCUGUUUCGCACACUACACAGAGGUGACAUAGAAUUUUAAACAAAGGUACGAACAUAUUUAUUGUCCUGAUCGGUGGUCAUCGUGAUGAUAGGUACACUCACACAUUUGUGUAUCGCCUCUGUUAUUAAAUGCGUCCGUAAUGUAAGACAAUGAUGGCUCAUACCAUCUUAAGCAACGGCUCAUACCCCCAUAAACACGGCCUCCCCAUUACGAUGACAGAAGAGAAGUGAAAAUCUAUGCUGGAAUGAUAAGUGACGAUGACUAGGAAUGCGGGAGCAGUGGCACAAGUGUGUUCGCACUGAGGGGUGCCAAUGAGCCAGCUGUAGAAGAAGACGAUGACGCUCGAGCCAUUGCUGAUGAUGAUAGUUUCUGUACACAGAUGCCACGAAACCCCGGAUCUUAGCCAAAUACAGCUUCGCUGUAAAAAUAUUACAAGAACAAAAAAGAAGUCUAGCGAGGGGAGUCUCAGAUCCCGUGUCAAUACUGGUGAGGGGUAUGAUACCCCUCGAGACCCCCCUGACUUUAAGCACUGAAUGUGUGAAACACACUUACUUUAGUGCCUUGGUUGCAUGGCUCUGAAAUGCUAGGUUUGAAUGUUCUGGAGUGACUUUGCAAACACAUUGCAAGGCCUGCAUGCUUGUGUUGCAGACGGCUGUUGAUUUUUGGCCAGAAGUGUUUGCCACGCGAAGAAAAACAUGCACCUGUCAUGUUCUUGUCUGUUAGCAUUGUCCUCUUGUCUGCAGCUCUUUUUAUUUUUAUUAGCUAGCUUUCAAUUUCAUUUCUGGCAGUGUUGCUGUCACACUACAGGAAAAAAAGUACAUGUAAAAUGUGUGUGCGUUCCUGGUUUCUUUCGAAAUCAGUUGACUGAGGUACAAGGUUCUGGAAGCUGUGCUGUUUGCAAGUAACUCCUUGCAACAAAUUUUAAGUGCCUUCACCCUUUUUGGUGCUGGAAGCUCUAGACUACUUAGAAUUCUAUGAAAAUACAGUGCUCAAACUACUUUUGCUUUCUCUAUGCUUUAUGGCUUGAUUGAGAGUGAACAUGUCACAAAAUGGAAUAACAAUGCAGGUUAUUAGUGACAUGUAUUGAAAGAAACAGAAAAAUAUUUAAGCCAUUGAAAGUGCAAUUUGCUACGGAUGUGCAAAUACAGAAUAGUAGAUUUCGAGUCAAGUAUUGAAUUGAAGCAAGAAAAAAAAAAGCUGAAUAUCAAAUCGAAUUGAAUGUCAGAAAAUUUAUCACAAGGUUAUAUGCUUAUAAAUUUUUAGCAACAAAAUGCAGUGUUGCACAUGCUUGGGAGGCUACUCGUAAUAUGUAACAAGAGUAUUGCUAGCUAUCAGUGACUUUGGUACCUAGGAAUCGAGAUUUAUAAUAUGCUCUACUCCUAUUAAAUGGAACACCAAAUUAGGAUUCCAGAAGUGAUAACUCAGCUCGUUACGAAUAUCAGGGAAAUAUUUUUUAUCGAUAGAAUAUCUGUGAAAUACAGUUAAACCUGCUUAUAACGAACCACUAUAUAAUGAAUUCCUGGAUAUAACGAAGUUUUUAUAUUCCCCGCCGUUACUCCAUAGAAUCACAUGUAUUUGAGACCUCUAGGUAACGAAGUGGCAGCGGGAGACCCCCUCGAAAUAAUGAAUUUUCCCUGCCAACAACCUAGAGAUUUCGGCCCAAAUUUUGUCAUUUUUGCGCUAGCAGCAACCGGAAGCACCUUCUCCGCCGUGACGGAAUGCGAAGUGGCGGCGUUGCGCUUGGCGCACUCGAAUUCAUGGUGACUGCAAGGCGAGAGCGAGCGCACGUGUGCGUGUGUAUGAGCGUGCGUGAGGCGGGCCUGCAUCCCUCGACCCGGCGAUCUUGCCGCGGCGGGCGUGACCUUUUCCCCUCCCUUCAUUCAAACCUGAUCCCGCCGCUCGCUGCAGCUGGCCUAGCC